This is a messenger RNA of Stegastes partitus (bicolor damselfish), 1158 nucleotides long. RefSeq names its product RIC3 acetylcholine receptor chaperone a (gene ric3a). Lineage: Eukaryota; Metazoa; Chordata; Actinopteri; Pomacentridae. The record is from RefSeq and is a predicted model, not a curated record. Gene Ontology annotation, cellular component: neuron projection; neuronal cell body; intracellular membrane-bounded organelle. Gene Ontology annotation, biological process: protein localization to cell surface; synaptic transmission, cholinergic. The transcript is spliced from 6 exons. The annotation marks the transcript as partial.
AUGUCUAUAACAACUUGCCAGAAGGUUACUCUUAUAUCAUGCUCUGUUCUCUGUGUUUCUCUCUUCCUGCCCAGAAUGCUUUUACCCAGAGGGAAAAAGGAGAUGGGGCAGCCUGAGGUUGGACCCGGGUUCUACCCUCCCGUGAUGCAUCAGCUGUCGGUGCCGCAGGACCCGGAGCAGUGGGGCGUGGACACCUCGUACUCCAUCACGCACAGCGUCGAAGCCAUAGUGAAAGUAAAAGGACGAGCCAAAAAGUACAACCUGAUGGCUCAAGUGAUACCAAUAUAUGGCUUCGGGAUCCUUCUUUACAUCCUUUAUAUCAUCUAUAAGCUGACAUGUAAGGGGAAGACCAACAAAUCAGGAACCUACACGACAGCAACCAGGACAAACAUGGAGACUGUGACGACGGCCGAUCACGAGCUCGUCAGGCUGCAGGAGAGGCUGCUGCGGACUGAAAGGAUGAUGGACAGGAUCGUCUCUGGGAAGAGCCAUUGUUCUGGGAGUGGCAGGAGGAGGAAGAGCAAAACCACCACAUCAAAGAAGGAGGAGAAACUGCUCAGGCAACUUAGACAGAUCACACAGCUGAUGCAAGAGGGCCGGCUGGAGGGAGCCUCUCCGGAGAUGGAGGCUGAGGAGGUUCCCUACGGUGCAGACUGGGAAGGCUACCCAGAGGAAACCUACCCAGAGUACGAUGACGUCUUGGAACGUCAUGCAUUUGAGACCUUCACUCUGGAGGAAUGCACCAGCCAGCCCACUGCCGAGGCUCUGGCCGAGAGGAUGGAGCAGGAGGAGGAAGAGGUCAUGGCCAGGAAACUGUCCGUAGUGGAAGAGGAAGAUGAAGAAGAAGAGGAGGAGGAGGAGGAGGACAAAGAGGAUGAAGAUGAAGAGGACGAGGAAGAGGACGAGGUAGAGAAUCCAGAGGAAGACAUGGAGGAAGAGGAGGAGGAGGAGGAAGAGGAGGAGGAAGAAGCAGAGAAGAGGCAGCUGCUCCGAACGUCAUCACCUCGGCCGCCUCUGGCAAGAAAGGAGGUGAGAAUGGGGCUGGAGGUGAGCAGAGAGCUCCAGUGUCCCAGCGGAGGGAGGAAGCAGAUAAGCUUCAGCGAACACAAAGACGUCUUCCACUAUCCCAAAGAGGGGACUUACGAGGAGGACGAGGAG